AUGCUUCGCUUCGUUGUUGUUUCACUUGUGUUAACGGUCUCUGCCACUCUUGCCAUACAAUGUCAUACGGGCCUGAAAUUUAUCAAGGGAACAUCUGUUGGAACUGCUACUAUCAAUUGUGAAAAUUCUGGAGCCUACUGUUAUAAUAUGACGGCGUCGGCAGCAUCGCUUCUGGAAGUGACGAAAGCGGGAUGUAGUAUGUGGAGAUGUAUGUUCGCCCAAAACAAAUGCAUCGGAACUACCUUCCAAAACAUCCCAAUUUCACUUUGCUGCUGCAACACUCCACUUUGUAAUGCUGGAGGAGAAGGAGCUAUUCAAUCCCAAAACUCUGGCGGGUGGAAUGCUGAACCAGAGCAUCAAGUUACUAAUCUAAACAAAGAAGAAGCUCAGAGCCGAUUCGAUUCCGCUGAACUCGAUGAGGAUCAUCCAGAUGGUGGCUCUUCCUCGAGAGCCACUCGUUUCAGCAAGCCUGACACAACUGAUCCAACUACUGAUUCAUCUGAAACUGGAGGUGAAACCGUCGGAAGAAAAGUGAAUGAAACAUCUGAAUUAGGAGAGGAAGUUGAUAUUCCAUUGAUUUGA
Molecule: messenger RNA, 582 nt
Organism: Caenorhabditis remanei
Lineage: Eukaryota; Metazoa; Nematoda; Chromadorea; Rhabditida; Rhabditidae
Exons: 4
Coding region: 1-582 (193 amino acids)
Source: RefSeq, a predicted model, not a curated record